GUCGACAACUCUUGUGUGUAGCUUCCUCAAACGCUUCCUUGUUCAGACUGAGAGGCGCGUGAAGAACCAAUGAGAUGAGAGGACAUCAGAGAAAUUGUCCAAUGAAAUCGCAAGAAAGGAGACAAGGCGGGGCUUAAGAAGAGAGCUUUACAGGCUGAAGUCUGUAGUAAACAAACUCAAACGACCAUAUGCGAGGUUCCACAUCUGGACCCAAACAUCCAAUGACAGGAAACCUUAAAAGUCCCUGAGUCCAAUCAGAAGUGACUGUUUCCUAACGUGCCUCCAUGCAAAGGACCACAGAGAAAACGGAGUUAACGCUGAUCGUGGCAUUUAUUUCAGAGCUUUUGCCGUGAUCCGAAUUGAUCCAAACGCGUCCACAUGGCUGCAAAUCCGGCUAUGCCGACAUGGGAGAGGAAAGUGCGCGUGUUUCUGUGUUUCUUUGGCUUGGUUUUGUCCGUGUAUGCCCUCCACGUCGAGCUCUCCCGUGAGAGAGACCCAGAGUACAGGGCGAUGUGCGACCUGGGGGAGUCAGUCAGCUGCUCCAAAGUCUUUACCUCCAGGUGGGGGCGUGGAUUUGGUCUGGUCCAGUACUUUGUGGGCACUGAUAGUCCUCUGAACCAGCCCAACAGCAUACUUGGCAUCAUAUUUUACACUCUGCAGUUGGGCCUCGGACUGUCUCUGUCCAAAAAGGCGGCGCUGGCACUGGUCCUCUCCUCCUGGGUGUCUCUGGCUGGCUCAGUCUAUCUUGCAUCUAUUUUGGCCUUUGUUUUGGGAGAUUUCUGUAUGGUUUGUGUGUCAACGUAUGUUAUCAAUUUUGCACUGUUCUACACAAACCUAAAACGAAGGAGAGCAGUGGAGGCAGUCAAGGAAAAAGCUGGAUAAAGUGAAAAAAAUGCAUCUUUCAAAACUUAAUGCAGCCAAACUGCUCUGAGCCUAGAAUGAAAAGUAAUUGUGUUUUUUUUUCUUUCAUUUUCAGAAAAGGCGCUACAGUUACAUAUUUUUAGCAACACUUUGCAUGUAUGAUUAAACUUUUUUUUUAUACCAUUUC
Messenger RNA from Oryzias melastigma (Indian medaka), 1048 nucleotides. RefSeq names its product vitamin K epoxide reductase complex, subunit 1 (gene vkorc1). Gene Ontology annotation, biological process: peptidyl-glutamic acid carboxylation; vitamin K metabolic process. The record is from RefSeq and is a predicted model, not a curated record. Gene Ontology annotation, molecular function: vitamin-K-epoxide reductase (warfarin-sensitive) activity. The coding region runs from base 379 to 882 and encodes 167 amino acids. The transcript is spliced from 4 exons. Lineage: Eukaryota; Metazoa; Chordata; Actinopteri; Beloniformes; Adrianichthyidae.